Nymphaea colorata (pocket water lily) is the source of this 3751-nucleotide messenger RNA. RefSeq lists its product as uncharacterized. NCBI's taxonomy places the organism in Eukaryota, Viridiplantae, Streptophyta, Magnoliopsida, Nymphaeales, Nymphaeaceae. Gene Ontology annotation, biological process: mitotic DNA damage checkpoint signaling; protein phosphorylation. Gene Ontology annotation, cellular component: nucleus. The coding region runs from base 231 to 3452 and encodes 1073 amino acids. Gene Ontology annotation, molecular function: ATP binding; protein serine/threonine kinase activity. The transcript has 15 exons. The record is from RefSeq and is a predicted model, not a curated record.
CUCUCUCGUUUUCGCUCUCUCUCUCUCUCAACCCUAGAGUAGCAGCAAUGGCGGAUUGAGAGGAAGCCAUGAGCGUGGAUCGUUUCAGGGCCCUGAAGUUAUCGAGUCGGAAAUGAAGAGAUCGUCCAGUGGUUCAGAAUUUCCUUCCGUUCCACGAAUUUCGCUUUCCUGCAGUCGUCUUCAGCCGCAUUUCUCCUUCUAGUUCACGAAAGAAAGAUCCAUAAUCUUCCAUGGAAUCGUCCACUAUUCCUCUCGAAUCCUCCCCCUUAAGCUCGGACGGCCUCGAGGUGGAGCGGGCUUGGUACCUCCUUACCGUCUUGUUGCGGAUCGGCCGGCCUUGUCGCCCUGAAGAGAUCUCUGCUGGCUGCUCUCUCUUAUCCGUUCCGCCGGAGACCGUUAUCCGGAGUUGCUUUGUUCGGGACUCUCCGUUGUCCGUUACUGGCAAUUUUUUCGUCGUUCCGUCGACGAUUGCCACAUGUGCGCUGGGGAAUUUCAUGGCGAAGGUGCACAGCUCGUGCGUGUGGCCCAGGACUGGGGUUAUGUCUCCGUUGAAUGGGCUGAAACGGCCGUGGGAAGAAAAUGUGAAGACGUAUUCAAGGAAGCGAAAGUGCAUCAGCCUUAGGGUUCCAACGAGACUGCUGUUUCACUCUGGGAAGGCUAAGCUUGAUGACUUCUCCGAGGAACAGUCACCAACGGAUGUAAGGGGUCCGCUUCUCUUAGCUUCUUGUUUUCGGAACGGUCAAACGCCUUCUCCUCCGAAGAUUAUUGGAUCAGAUGAUGCGAUGCAGAAAGAAGUACUCACCAUGGCGAGGAAUGAGUUUAAUGUGACAUUUCAAUCUCAUAUUUCAGAAAAAGCAGAGUUGAUGCUUCCCCUAUUCUGUGAGUCUCAUGUUGUCUCGCCAAGUGUUAGAAGCGAUUGCCACGUAGAAUGUACUACUAGUAAGGCUGAUAUGAAAGAAACAGUAAAUGCUAGACAACAGGCAGCACGGUUAGCUACACACGAUUGUGGCAAGCUAGGAAAUACAAUGAGAGACAUAGAAAGUUCUCACACUGUUUCUGAUGUAAGACUGCAGGAAUACAAAGAGGUUGAAGCUGUUUGUCAAGCCAAAACCAUGCAAGUGAGAGAGAUGGAGAGAGAUGGUGCUUGCCUCCCUACAUGUCCAAUCAGUGAUUAUGUUGAUUGUAGCCAUGCAUCCAAAAAUUUGGGAGAACUUGUGGAUAUGUCAGAAAAUAGAGCAAGGAAUACAACAUAUCACGGGAUCAGCCAUGGGGAAGCUAAGAAUGAACAUGCUGAUACUAUAUUAUGCUCUAUGGAAAGAGAAAACAGAUGCAAUCAUGCACAAACCGUGGCAGAAAUUCCAGAGAGUCUUGAUGGUCACCCAGAAGGAAAUAGUAGACCGAAGUGCAAUGAUUCAGAAAUGAUCGGAGAAAUCCCGGACAGUUUUGAUGGCCAAGAGGGAAGUGUUAGGCAGAACGAGGCUUGCAUAUCUAGAAAAUUGGAUGGCCGUCAUAAACAGAUUGAAGGAAGGUUUGCACCAGGAAAUGGUGCUCAGCAAAGUCAGCUGCCAAAAAAUGAAUUUACACACCCAGAACUUGCUGAACAUGAAAGUAAACCAUCUGAACCUCCAGAGACCAAGGUACCUUUGAUCCAAAUGGUAGCAAAUGGCUCAAUGGAUGUCACAGAAUGUACGAACAAGAAGCCAUUGUGUGCAGAAGUGCAACUCCGACAUGAAUUUAUAGGAGAAAAUAAUGUUGCUACUACUUCCAAGCUUGGACAAAUAAAUUUGGAUGAGAAGUAUUGCUUUCCAAAGAAACAAAAGCGGAGCCGUAAAGAUAGCAUUCCUAUAAAAAAUAAUGGUCCAGAUCCUACACAAAAGGUAACAAAGAAUCGCCCACAGCUGAAAGAACUACCAACCUUUGAAUCUUUCAUAGUUGAGGAGGAGGAGGGUUCAGGUGGCUAUGGCACAGUCUACAGGGCUCGAAGGAAGCAUGAUGGAAAGAUAUUUGCUGUUAAAUGUCCUCAUCCUAAUGCCCACAUGCACCAUAUCAACAAUGAGUUAAAGAUGCUUGAAAGAUUUGGAGGUAGGAGUUUCGUGAUAAAGUAUGAAGGUUCUUUCAAAAGUGGCAAUUCCGAAUGUUUGGUUCUGGAGUAUGUUGAACAUGAUCGGCCAGAGGUGCUAAAAAAAGAAAUAGAUAUGUUUGAGCUCCGGUGGUAUGGCUACUGCAUGUUCAGAGCUCUCGCAGGUUUGCAUAAGCAGGGAAUAGUCCAUAGGGAUGUUAAACCUGGGAAUUUUCUGUUCUCACGUAGACUGAAUAAGGGUUAUCUCAUCGACUUCAACCUAGCUCAGGAUCUUCAUCAGAAGUUCAACACCGGCAGAAAUACCAAGUUCAGUUCAGACGGAAAAUUGCGUUCUAUCCAGCAUCUGCCUCCAAAUGUCAAAGAAUUACCUACUACAACCUUUAGCGCUGUAGCCGGUGGAAGAUCACUAGAGAAAGGUACUGGGCUUGGAGCGUCAACAAAAGAAAGUUCGUUACUUAGGGAAACAAACAAGGUGAAGCGGAUCAAUUCAUCUCAAAUAAAAUUAUUCCUUGACGUAUGCAAUAACAAUAAGUACAAAAGUCAAGGUGCUGAUUUGUCUGGAGUUACACCGACGAAAGAGGGUACAAGCACCAGAACUUCUGCUGAAAGAACCAGACUGCCUCUACCAUCACAAGGAAGGAAGGAAUUGAUCAAUAUGGUGGAAGAGGCAAUGCAAGGGCCUCACCAUCAGUUAACGACAGUCCCUUCAUCUCAACGAAAAAGGAUAGCUGCACCUAUCGGCAAAAUGGACAGAGAUCUUGUCUUCCUUAGUCCCAUGCCGGUGCACUCGAAUGGUUUUGCUGUUUCUGGCUCUGCUCCGUUGAAAAGUAAAGGUGAUGGAAAGCACAAAAGAGAAGGCCCCUGUGUUGGGACAAAGGGAUUUAGAGCUCCAGAGGUGCUGUUCAAAUCUCUCUAUCAGGGUUACAAGGUUGACGUCUGGUCAGCUGGAGUUUCCUUACUUUACUUGAUGAUUGGAAGAGCACCUUUUGUUGGUGAUCCUGAACAAAAUAUAAAAGAUAUUGCAAAGCUCAGAGGAAGUGAGGAACUAUGGGAGUUGGCCAAAUUGCACAACCGAGACUUGUCCUUUCCAAUGGACUUGUUGGACAUAAGCGCUGUACCUUCAAUGAAACUCCGGGACUGGUGUGAACAGAACAGCCGGAAACCCGACUUCCUCAAACGAAUGCCCGACUCGCUUUUCGACCUUCUUGAUAAAUGCUUGACAGUCAAUCCUAGGCUCAGGAUUGACGCAGAGGCAGCCCUUGAACAUGAAUUCUUCUCUCCUUGUCGUGAGGCCAUCAGGAACAACAGGAUUCGGAGACGAGGACUAACCUCAGAUGCCACAGCUUCGACGAUUAACAGCAUCAGUUGCUGAUAAUGAACGGACCCGGCUUGUACCAAGAGAGGGAGCCUUCACAAGUUCAGCUCAUGUUGUACCUUUCAUAAGGUGACGGAGUUCGGCUCGCGCAUGCGUCAAGAUGCCUAUCAUCCUUGUUUGUGUCUUACUGACUUGUACAAUACCUACCCCCUUCUCUGUUCAUUUCUCACUAAUAUGCCGCAUAUACGGGGCUACCAUGUAGCUCCCCUGUAAUGUAUUCUAUCUUCUGGUGGGUGCAAAGGAUGCACCAUCGUUUGUAUCCAUUUAUUUUUCAAAUCCAGAAUAAGGGUUGGCUA